Nomascus leucogenys (northern white-cheeked gibbon) is the source of this 3544-nucleotide messenger RNA. RefSeq names its product RNA binding motif protein 4 (gene RBM4). The transcript has 3 exons. The coding region runs from base 591 to 1112 and encodes 173 amino acids. Gene Ontology annotation, biological process: mRNA splicing, via spliceosome. The record is from RefSeq and is a predicted model, not a curated record. Gene Ontology annotation, cellular component: nuclear speck; cytosol. Gene Ontology annotation, molecular function: mRNA binding; zinc ion binding. NCBI's taxonomy places the organism in Eukaryota, Metazoa, Chordata, Mammalia, Primates, Hylobatidae.
CUUCCCUGGCAUGUGCCUGCAUAAGCUAUUUCCACAGCGUCCUGGCCGCGAGAGGGGUGGUGCUUGGGAGGUUAGAGGGAGACACCUAGAGUGAACGGCAAAAUGGAGCGCGGAAUACUGUCUGGCUGUGCACGUGGAGGUGGCGAAAUGUGGAAGCUUAACGAAGUUGGCGCCAUGAAGCUAAAAGACAGCUACCCCAGGCCUCUAGCUCGCUCCGCCUAAUGGCGGGCCGCACCCCGCCGGCGAAGCUCACGUUUGUAGGUCCGCCCUCACGCUGAUCUCUUGCCCAAUCAGCGAGUUCGGCUUCGCGAGGUUGGUGCCCAUUGGCUUUCGCAUAAAAGCUCGGAGGUUACAGACGUUUCCACCUCUUGCCGGCCUCUUAGGUAAUUGGCGUCCGUGGUAACCAAUCAGGAAGAGGAUCUGCGGGAACGCCGGCCUUUUACUUUCUUGAGUGGCCAAUCCGGUUGUAGGCUCACCUCCCCCCUCUACCCAGAGCCACUGCUGCGGCCGCCGCCAUUUUAGCGUUUUGUCAGAAGCGUCCGCGCCGCGAGGAGGAGGCCCUUCUGGUUUCUGUGCGGGCUCUUGUCAGGAUGGUGAAGCUGUUCAUCGGAAACCUGCCCCGGGAGGCUACAGAGCAGGAGAUUCGCUCACUCUUCGAGCAGUAUGGGAAGGUGCUGGAAUGUGACAUCAUUAAGAAUUACGGCUUUGUGCACAUAGAAGACAAAACUGCAGCUGAAGAUGCCAUACGCAACCUGCACCAUUACAAGCUUCAUGGGGUGAACAUCAACGUGGAAGCCAGCAAGAAUAAGAGCAAAACCUCAACAAAGUUGCAUGUGGGCAACAUCAGUCCCACCUGCACCAAUAAGGAGCUUCGAGCCAAGUUUGAGGAGUAUGGUCCGGUCAUUGAAUGUGACAUCGUGAAAGAUUAUGCCUUCGUACACAUGGAACGGGCAGAGGAUGCAGUGGAGGCCAUCAGGGGCCUUGAUAACACAGAGUUUCAAGGCAAGAUAACCCCUGUGACAGAAGGCUACUGUUGGUGUAACAAAGGGCAUACAUACAUUUUCAAGAACUGCAAUUUAAUUUUGGGGUCCAGGAAAAGCAGAAGAUGCUGAGAUGUCACAUAUGGCAAAUUGCACUAUUCUAAAUGUAUUUUGUUUUAAUCUUUCACAGUAAACAAGCUUUCAGAAAUGAUGUUCACAAGGGGUAGGGUAUCAAGGAGCAGCCAGUCAUUCACCCAAUUCCAACACACCUACAUGUCACACUGUCACAGAGUGAGAGCCACAGUUCCAGUAGUUCCCCUAAUGACCAAAUCUCCCUUGCCAAAUCAAAAGAAGAAAUCACUUCUACAAUUCUCUAAUCCUUCUAUUGAUGAUGGGAACUCCAGACACCAAUGGCUGGGGGAAAAAAAAAGUUAACUCACACCAAGUUCCUCUACUUAUUACAGACAAAGGGCCAAAUCUUGGUCUUGAUCUGUGCCAAUCGACUUCAAAAGUUGUGACGUUCUUGGAUCAUUUCUGCUAGGGUGAGACCCGAAUUUGGAUCCCCAACAGUUGUGGAGUAUUUCAUCCUGGCAGCCUCAUUAACAUCAGGCUCCUGGGACUGCAACCAACUCAGGGUUAUUCAGUCCAUUUGAGGUUCACACCUGGAAGGUAAGUUUCUUUAAAAGUCAUCGCUAAAAAGAGGUUAGUUGAACAACCACUGCUUGCAGUCAAAAUUCAUUUUAAAAUGUCCUAGCAAUACCUUUUGAAGACCACAAUAUAUGAAUUUAAUAUUUAACUUUGAAACAUAAGAGACAGGUUAUCUGAUAGAUUUACACCACCUUACUUCGGAAGCAUAUCCCACCUCAUGCUAGAUCCAGCUGCAUUAAAAGUAAAAAUUAAUGGCAAACUAUAAAUUUUAAGAUCAUUUGCUUCACACAUAAACACAGACUAGCUGCAUGGUGGUCUCAAGAGAUCUUAAGUCUUGCUGACAUGCAUAUAGGGUACAACUUAUUACAGGUUCAUAACAUUUGCUUCUCAAUUCACAUAAAAGAGCAAAUUCCUAUGGCUUUGCUUUUUAAUUUUUUUUUUUUUUUUUUUUCAAGAGAAAGAGGAGCCACUCUGUUGCCCAGGCUGGAGUGCGGUGGCUAACUGCAGUCUCCCACUCCUGGGCUCAAGGGAUCCUCCAGCCUCAGCUUCCUGAAUAGCUGGGACUACAUGCACGAGCCACUGUACACAGUUGCUUUGUUAUCUUCUACAUAUAUACCAAAGGGAUAAGUUAGGAACAUCAGAAACUCAGUAGUAACUCACUUUAACCUUGCUUCUGGGGCUCCAAUUCAAGUGAUGCUCAAUUUCAAGGUACAAGGAAAACCAUGAGAAUAUAAAGUUGUCAUAAUGCCAUUUCCACUCAGAUGAAAAGAUUUAUCUAUCUUUAGAUACUCAAAAUUAUUCUUGGCAUUUUAGCACUUUUGGUACACAUUUCCUGAUGUAGGAAAUAGUAAAAUUUCAGAGCCUAUGGCAUUGGCUUUCACCACCUAUGCAAUUUUCUACACAUCUGAAAAUUACCAGUUUAUCUAACCCCUUAAAUGUUCCUCUCUUCAACAACAAAAAACACAAAACAAAAAUUGCUGGAAGAAACAGGAAGCAUCCAGGUCUAAAUGACAGCAUAACAGGCUAUGAAGAAACAGGGCUUAAGUGCCCAUAUAGAACAAGAUAGUCUAGAUUAUUAAUAAGGAUUCCAUGGGACAGAACAUCAAAACAUUCAGCUUUCAAGUAAAUGUCUUGGAAGUAAACAUUUAAAAUUUAUAGGACUUCCUCUGGCAUGUAGGUAUGAUAUUAGAAGAGUUUCCUUUGACAAAGGACAGUGACCCAAGAAGUAGAUUUUUUUGUUUUUGUUUUUAAAAGGAGAGAAAGGGUCUCACUCUUGUUGCCCAGGCUGGAAUACAGUGGUGUGAUCAUAGCUCACUGCAGCCUCUUUUAACUCUUGGGCUCAAGUGAUCCUUCCAACCUCAGCAUUCUGAGUAGCUGGGAUCACAAGUGCUCCCCAUCACACCCUGCUAAUUUAAUUUUCUUUGUAGAGACAGGGUCUUGCUAUGUUGCCUAGGCUGGUCUUGAUCUCCUGGGCUCAAGUGAUCCUCCCUCCUCAGCCUCCCAGUGUUAGGAUUACAGGAGUGAGCCACUGCCUCUGCCUUCAAGUAGCAGUUUUAUUAGCGAACUAUAAGCCCAAAGUAAUAGUUAAAAUUCUCACUGUGAUAUUCAUUACCAAUCCCUGAAGCUGUACUCUUCAGCUUACCACUACAGUACUUCUGUAGUAGAGCGAGCAUGGGUUUUGGUAUCAGACAGGCCCGAGUUUGAAUUCUGAUUCUACCUUUCAUUUACCAAAUGACUUUGGGCAAAGUACUUAACCUCUCCGAGCUUUAGUUCCCUUCUCUGUAAAAGAAUAAAAUAUUUCAGUCUUAUCGUAUAGAUGAUAUACAGAGGGCACAUAACAAAUGUUAGAUCUCCCAAACGUUUUUCUGUAACCCAAAUAUGCUUACAGCUGAUUAAAGAAUGUUCUCACUAACAAA